GGAGAGGCGGUGAUGGUGCGGGCCUCAGUAAUGUAGCUGGAAGGAGGAGGCGGAGGCAGCUAAGGGCUGGAGCCUCUGACAAGUGGAUCGACACCACGUGACACUCCCCUGCCCCACUCCCCAGCAUCCUGGGGAUGCCAGAGGCUGCAAACAACUGUCCGGGAGCCGCCCUGAUCCCGUGGCUCGCUGGGCGGGGAAGGAGGCGCCUGCAGCUGGAACUUCCCGGUGUGGGCCGGCAGUUCAAAGCCCCCUGCACCCAGGAAGGGGAAAGUGUUCGAGAAGAGGAAGGGAGUGGUGUUAGGGCACCAGAGGAAAAAGCUGGCGGAGGAAGGGUUGGUGAGGGUCAUCUCCAUCCCCCGCCUCCAAGGUGGAUGGAGUCCAAGACAGAGCUGGGUGCUGCCCGAAGCCACUGGGCUGACAGAAGAGGCUCCCUAGGAUCCUUGACUGCCCAAGGGGGACACUGGGUGGCAGCAGAGUCCCACAGAGGAUUCCUGAGUGCAGAGACAGGCACCGGAGAGUUCUCAGCCUGGGAUCCUGGUCAGGCUAACUUGUCGAAGGGCAUGGGGCAUCUCAACAUAAGCAGGAGCAAGGACGAAGGGCUCGUCUUCCGCAUCAUCAUCCUCGUGCUGACAGAGGCCGUGGGGCUGGCCGGGCUGGCCGGGAACGGCAUCGUUCUGUGGCUCCUGAGCAGCCGCAUCCAUCGGAACAACUUCUCCAUCUACCUCCUCGACUUGGCCAGUGCCGACUUCCUCUUCCUUUGUUGCCACCUGGUGAUGGUCGUUCCCGAAACUCUAGACAUUUUCUUCGCCUUCCCCGGUUAUAUCUCCGACAGCCUCCUGGCCCUGAGGUUCUUCUUCUACACAGUGGGCCUGAGCCUCCUGGGGGCCAUCAGCAUGGAGCAGUGCGCCGCCACGCUCUGGCCCGCGUGCUACCGGCGCCGCCGGCCCCCGCACACGUCGGCCAUCGUGUGUGCGCUUCUCUGGGCCCUCUGCCUCUUGCUGCACUUCCUGUCUUAUGGGACCUGUGGGGAGCUCUCGGGGGGCAACGGGGGGAUGGUAUGCAGCCACGUCGGCUUGGCUCGAGUGGGCUUGCUCUUCCUCCUCUUGUUCACAAUGUGUGUGUCCAGUCUGAUCCUCCUGGUCCGGGUGGAGUGUGGCUCCCAGCACCGCUGGCCCCAGAAAUUCUACCUGAUUAUUCUCUUCACGGUGCUCACGUUCCUCUUUUGUGGCCUUCCCUUUGGCAUCUACAGGCUCUCCCUCAACUGGCUGACCAUCCCUCCCCACUAUUAUUGCCUGGGGAUUCUCCUGGCCUGUGUCAAUAGCUCAGCCAAGCCACCAAUCUACUUCUGCGUGGGCAGCCUCAGGCAGCGCAGGUUCCGGGAGCCCCUUAAGGCCGUUCUGCUGAGGGCUCUAGGUGAUGAGGAAGAGCUGGGGGAGGGAGGAGAGAUGCUGGACACUGGGCCUGUGGAGAUAUAGGCCUCGGCCCCCGGGUGCCCCUCAGGACAAGCGCUUCAUUUCCCUUGGCCCAGAUCCCUUGCCCCUGCCAGUGAGAUAGGAUGCUACUCUAACUUGGUUCCCAGAAUCUUUCUUUCUGGGAUGGGUCUCUCCUCCUGUCUUUCUUGGAGUAGCCAGAGCCUAGAUUGGUUUAUUGCAUGUAGAGGCUAUAAUUCAAUACAACCCUCCUGCCCCUUGGCUAGGUAGAGGGAAGAUGAGAUUUCCCGAUCCCCUUCAGGGGAAUCCAAAUGUGUUCCUCAAUGGGAUCAGGUACCUGAAAGCUCAUGGUUGUGAUGUAGACGUUGCUAAAUGCUUUUAAACUCCUUCAUCAAGUGAGUUCCUAGCUAGCAGGAAUCACUCUCCUCAGGCAAUCACCCCCAGUGGUCUCCUCCAGCACAGUCCCACUUCCAAGUGAGUUCCUGGCAGCUACCCCUCUGGAUCCCAAGGUGUCUCUGCCCUCCCCCUCAUCCCUGCCAUGAGGCAUUGUCCAGGGUAUCUCACUCCGUGGAUCCUAAUUCAGAAGACCAGUGUUUCUCCCCACAAUCCUUCCCUUCCCUCAGGCUGAGCAGCUGUGCUGUUUCUGUCGUGUGUAGAUAAGCACAUCAUAGAUGUACCCUCUCUGUAUUCUUCCCUCCCAAGUUAGACUACAGCUGCUGCAAGGAGUCAGUGGAUGGGAUUUUUAUAUUAGAGGUUCACAAAAUUUAGAGGACACAUGAAGAAAUCUUGCCACCAAAGAUGGAGCAAGAACAAUCUCAUCAAGAUGGUGAUGGUUGGCAGGUCCUGGAGCCACUGUGAUGACCAGUCUAAUGUACAAAGAUUCAAAGGUGAAGGAAGAGAAAGGACUGAGAUGACCACUGCCUUUGGGGCCCUGGCUUAGCCCAUCUCUGAAGAGACCUCCCUUUCACAUGCUCUUGAACUUGGCAUUGGAACUUUAAAGCUGAAAUUGACCUGUAAGGCCACCUAGUCUUAAAGGAAACUGAGGUUCUGAAAGCCUACCAAUAGUCAAUAAGCAUCCAUUAAGUGCUUACUUAGGUGAUUCUCCCAAUCUAGCCACUCACUAAGUAGAGUCAAGAGCAUUUAUCAUGUUUUUCUGACUCCCUACCCACAAUACAACGUUACCUAAUCUGGGAAGGGGGGCAAAAAGGACUAAUUGUUCCCUGGAUGGUGCUUUGAAUAUGUGAAACCCCACGAUGGUGGGAGUAGGGGAAGGAUACAAACUAGUAUGAAUCUAAGGGAGAGGGGGAAGUUAUCAGAUAUGGUGGUUUUAAGAUCCCAGGAAGGAGAAAGGAAAAACGGAUGAUCCUUUUAAAGGCUGCCCCUGGACUUGACCUAUCCAGGUGCAGCUAAGUUCUUAUCACUUCCAGUCCAUGGGUGGGAUGCCUGGAGCCUUUAACCCACACCUAGGCAAUUCACUGACUUUUGGCAGAGUGACUUAAGCUCUCACUCUGACCCAGCAAUCAUUUUUCUCUCUCUGUUGCAACAGACAGAUGCUAGGGAUUCACUGGCAAGGCCUAUGGUCCCACAGGGCAUGGGAAUUUCCAGAAAAUGGCAGCAGAAAGAGAUGGGACCAGAGAGAGGCAGCCUGCCAAAUAUGAGGCCCAUGAAUCUCAGGUCAAAGAAAUUAAAAACCAUUUUUGGACUAAUGAUUGCUUAACCCAAGUCACUGAUAAACACAUUAAAUGGCAUGGAGACAGUGACUGAGGUUCCACUAGAGAGCUCCAUCCAAGUAACAAUGCUGAGGUUAACAAUGACCUCUUGGGUCUGGCCAUUCAAGCAGUCUUGAAUCCAAUUAUCUGAUACCUUGCUCAAAACCCUUCAUUAUGUCCAUAAGAAUAAGCAUGGAAGACUGUCAAAUGCUUUGCUCAAACUUAGGUUCCCCAUAUCUGCAGCGUUGCCAUGAACUACCUGUCUAGUUAUCCUGUUAAAAAAAUAAUAAUAAUAAGAUUGUUUUUGGCAUGGAUGAUGCUUCACUAAGCCAUGCUGUCUGUUAACAAUUUCUGUUUCUUUCUUGGUUGUUCACUUCGUUAUAUCCAUUCAAGAAUAUUGCCAAGGCUGGCAUUCACACUUAAAUAAGGGCUCUGGGAAGCAGGAUUCACUCUCUCCCCCUUUAGAAAUGUGCCAUUUAUGCUUUCCUACUCUUAAAGUACCUGUCCUGGUGACGGUCACAGUCAUGUCUCCUCUUUGUUUCUUCUCCAGAU
Messenger RNA from Sarcophilus harrisii (Tasmanian devil), 3691 nucleotides. Its product is annotated as mas-related G-protein coupled receptor member E. Gene Ontology annotation, molecular function: G protein-coupled receptor activity. Gene Ontology annotation, cellular component: membrane. The coding region runs from base 135 to 1475 and encodes 446 amino acids. The transcript has 4 exons. Lineage: Eukaryota; Metazoa; Chordata; Mammalia; Dasyuromorphia; Dasyuridae. Gene Ontology annotation, biological process: G protein-coupled receptor signaling pathway. The record is from RefSeq and is a predicted model, not a curated record.